This is a messenger RNA of Gymnogyps californianus (California condor), 1365 nucleotides long. It is a transcript of the gene TVP23A, whose product is annotated as trans-golgi network vesicle protein 23 homolog A. The record is from RefSeq and is a predicted model, not a curated record. NCBI's taxonomy places the organism in Eukaryota, Metazoa, Chordata, Aves, Accipitriformes, Cathartidae. Gene Ontology annotation, cellular component: Golgi membrane. Gene Ontology annotation, biological process: vesicle-mediated transport; protein secretion.
AUGAAGCAGGUAGAGGCGCCGGCGGGCGGUGCGGGGCGGUGCGGGGGGCGGCGGGCGGCGGCGCGGCUCCCCCGCCCCUCCCCGCUGACGGGCUCCCCGCCGCAGGCGCUGGUGGACGACACCGAGGAUGUGUCCCUCGACUUCGGGAGCGAGGAAGAGCUGGCGCUGCGGAAAGCCAAGAUCAGGCACCCACUGGCCACCUUUUUCCACCUGUUUUUCCGAGUGAGUGCUAUUGUUACCUACUUAUUCUGUGACUGGUUCAGCAACAGCUUUGUUGCCUGUUUUGUCACUAUUCUCCUUCUUCUGUCCUUUGACUUUUGGUCAGUUAAGAACGUGACAGGAAGACUCUUGGUUGGUUUGCGUUGGUGGAACCAGAUUGAUGAAGAUGGGAAAAGCCACUGGGUGUUUGAAGCAAAAAGAGUGCCUACAAUAGCUGCCUCAACUGAAGCUGAAGCUCGAAUCUUUUGGCUUGGUCUCAUUAUCUGUCCGGUUAUUUGGACAGUGUUUUUCUUUAGCACCUUGUUCUCCUUGAAGCUGAAAUGGCUGGCUCUUGUGAUAGCUGGGAUCUCCCUUCAGACUGCUAAUUUAUAUGGCUACAUCCACUGCAAAUUAGGGGGACAAAAAAGCAUCAGCAGAGUAACCUCAAGUUUUUUUGUCCCAGCAGAUGUUCCCAAGAGACAGACAAGGAGAAUGUCAGAAGACCGCACUGAAGAACGCAGGAAGACAGGCACUAGAUAAAUAAGGAAGAACUAGAAGGAUGAGCAGUAAAAAUACUCAUUUAUGAAAGCUGUUCUUCAUAUGAAGAUAUUUAAGUAAAGCUCUUCUAGAAUUAUGCCUGCAUGAAAUAAUAAGGAUUUUGUCAUUUGUGUUUGAGUCUUUAGCUUCUGAAAGGUUUAGAGCCUUUGUUCCUUACUUGAAAGUUUCAUCAGAAAGCGGUUUGUAUAGGCACAAAGCCAACGCUUAUGGUUUAUACAGAGCACACUUUAAGAAAAAAAUCUGUCAACUAACGUGAAACUGUUGGGUUAUCUUAACCAAGAAUUAGAACGUAAUCAAGAGAGGAUGCUCAUUUGUUUAACUUUGGAACUACAAUAAACACAAUCAAACUGCCUUUCCCUCUGGUACACAAUACUGAUUUCUCAAAGCUUUGAUUCCUCAAUAAAGAGAGGAAUUACAAAGGGCCUCUUAGUUAUUAAAGAUACAGAAAUGUUUAUUUUUUAGUGCUCAGGCUUAGGGUCGAGUAGAAGAACGAACAAAAGUCAUGUAGCACGUUAACACAGUACUUGUGUGAAGCAGCCAGUUGUGUAUAAAUAGUUAAAAUGUUAAUCUUAUUCCGAUACCUGUAAUAAAUAAAAUAUUGUACUUGUA